Messenger RNA from Myiozetetes cayanensis, 2195 nucleotides. RefSeq names its product sialic acid acetylesterase (gene SIAE). The record is from RefSeq and is a predicted model, not a curated record. The transcript has 10 exons. Lineage: Eukaryota; Metazoa; Chordata; Aves; Passeriformes; Tyrannidae. Gene Ontology annotation, biological process: carbohydrate metabolic process. The coding region runs from base 177 to 1694 and encodes 505 amino acids. Gene Ontology annotation, molecular function: sialate O-acetylesterase activity.
AGCAGGGCUCCCCACGCCACCGGGUCAACGGCACCAGCUGGGGAAAGAGGAGGCUUGAUGGGCACAUGGGCAGGCACAACGCCACGGGUGACAGGCACAAAUGGAAGGCCUGAUGCCAUAGGCAAUGGACAUUUGGGGCAGGCACAACGCCACGGGUGACGGGCACACAGGGGGGGAUGUUCGGCUUCGCCUCUUCCUACGGCGACCACAUGGUGCUGCAGAGGGAGCCGGCGGGGGCCGUGCUGUGGGGCCACGGGGAGCCGGGGGCUGUGGUGACCGUGACUCUCUCGGGGGCCGGGGGCCUCGUCAUCAUGAAGAAAACAGCACCGGUUAAAGGACCUUCUGGGACAUGGACAGCUGUCCUGGACCCCAUGGAUCAGGGUGGUCCCUACACACUGAUAGCCGAGCAGGGCUCAGAGAAUGUGACACUGUGGGACAUCUACUUUGGGGACGUGUGGCUUUGCAGUGGGCAGAGCAACAUGGCAAUGACAGUGCUGCAGGUGGCCAAUGCCAGCCAGGAACUUGCCUCCGUCGCUCACUAUCCCUAUGUCCGUGUCUUUGCCGUGGCGCCUGCCCGCUCUGACGUGGAGCUGGAGGACCUGGAGCAGAUUGCCUUGCCAUGGUCCAUUCCCACGGCCAAAAACCUGGGCCACGGGAAUUUCACCUACUUCUCGGCCGUGUGCUGGCUGUUGGGGCGCUCCCUGUACGAGGCUCUGGGGAUCCCUGUCGGGCUGGUGGAGGCGGCCUGGGGGGGGACCCCCAUCGAGGCCUGGUCCUCCCGCCAGGCUCUGCAGGCAUGCGGGCUCCCGGAGGACACGGGGAGCACCUCCCCACACCAGCAUCUUUCCGGCCCGCAAACACCGUCCGUGCUCUGGAACGCCAUGAUCCACCCGCUGCUCCACAUGGCCCUGCGGGGCAUCGCUUGGUACCAGGGUGAGGCCAACGCCUUCCUGCACACGGACUGGUACAACUGCACCUUCCCCGCGCUCAUCGCCGACUGGCGCCGCGCUUUCCAUGCCGGAUCAGCCGGACAGACGGAGCCGCUCCUCCCCUUCGGCUUCGUGCAGCUGUCCACCUACCGCCGUGAGAGCCCCGAUGACAGCUUUGCCCGGCUCCGCUGGCACCAAACAGCCGACCUGGGGGUUGUUCCCAACGCCAGGAUGCCCGGCACCUUCAUGGCCGUAGCCAUGGAUCUGGGUGAUGAGCGCUCUCCCUACGGCAGCAUCCACCCCCGGGACAAGCAGAAUGUGGCACACCGGCUGCUGCUGGGUGCCAGGGCUGUGGCAUAUGGGGACAAAGACGUGGUUUUCCAGGGGCCGUAUCCUACCCAGGCCAUCCUGGAGGUGACCAGGGGGCUGCUGAAUGUCACCUACAGCCAGGAGCUCGUCUGCCGUCAGAGGGACGCGCAGGCAUUCGAGGUUUGCUGCUCCAGCAAGGUGUCCCCGUGCCAGUGGCUGCCGGCACCGGUGGUAGCGGUGGGGUCCCGCAUGGUGACGCUGGCCCUGGGUGGCUGUGGGACGCUGGUGCUGGGCCUGCGCUACGCCUGGGCCGAGUGGCCCUGUGAGUACCAGUCCUGCCCCCUAUACAACCCCCAGGGGCUGCCCGCACCCCCCUUCCUGCUGGACACCCUCCCCACAGGCAGCACCGACGGAGGGAGGGAGCUGCUUCUCCUCCCUGGCUCCAGAUUUUCUUGAGGGAUUUAGGGGAGAGGAGGGAACUCAGGCUUCUGGGUCCCUCUCCAAUCCUGGGAGGCAGCAGGCUCGAUUACUGUCCUACUAAUUAAACAACUUUCCAGCUCCUCUUUGGCUUCAAGCCAAGGCUGCAGGGGGGAAAAAAUAAGCCAAUUUACAAUUAAAUUUAUGAGAAAUGAUUUUAAGAGAAGUAGUAGGACACACCAAUGGGAGCUGCUUCUCACUGCUUCUCCCCCUGCCCGUGGAGCUGGUCCUGGUUCCCCAGGAGGCUGGUUCUGGCUCCCCAGGACACCCCAUUUCUCAGGGCAUGGACUGCUCACCCCCAUGACAGGGUGCUUGUGGGAUCCAGGGAUCAGCUUCCAGCUGCAGGGUAGAGCAGGGAGAGAGGAGCUCUGCCAAAAACCCACAGCCAAAGGCUAAGGCUGGGCUGGGACAGGGAGCUGUGAAGGGUGUGAGUGCCUUCCACCUCCCUCUGUUAAUAAACAAUAAAUAGUAAAUAAACCA